GGAUCAUUCUGGGCUUCGCUCUGAGGCCAUACAAGAUGAGCUACCGUGAGGUGAAGUACUUCUCGUUUCCAGGAGAGGUUCUGAUGAGGAUGCUCCAGAUGCUGGUUCUGCCUCUGCUGGUCUCCAGUUUGAUAACAGGGAUGGCAGCGUUGGACAGCAAAGCUUCAGGAAAGAUGGGUGUGAGAGCUGUGAUUUACUACAUGACCACCACCGUUAUCGCAGUCUUCGUCGGGAUCAUCAUCGUCCUCAUCAUCCACCCAGGAAAAGGAUCCAAGGAAGAGUUUGGGAAGCAGAGGACCAUCGAACAAGUCAGCCCUGCCGAUGCCUUCUUAGACCUGAUCAGAAACAUGUUCCCACCAAACCUGGUGCAGGCAUGCACGCAGCAGUUUAAAACUAAAUACGGGAAACGAGCGGUCCACGUGACGAUCACGGUGAACGAAUCCCUCUUCAACUCCACCAACGGCACCCAGGAAGUCAUGGAGAUCACCAGAGAGGAAGUGAUCCCGGUUCCAGGUCAGGUGAACGGGCUCAACGCCCUCGGGUUGGUGGUCUUCUCCAUGUGUUUUGGUCUAAUAAUUGGCAACAUGAAGGAGCAGGGUCAGCUCCUCAGAGAGUUCUUCGACAGCCUGAAUGAAGCCAUCAUGCAGCUGGUUGCCAUCAUCAUGUGGUACGCUCCGAUUGGAAUCCUGUUCCUGAUUGCAGGAAAGAUUGUGGAGAUGGAUGAUCUGACUCAGAUGGGGGGUCAACUGGGCAUGUACACCAUCACAGUCAUCAUUGGACUGUUGAUUCAUGGUGUCGUCAUUCUGCCCACUCUUUACUUCGUCAUCACUCGACAGAACCCCUUCAUCUUCAUCACCGGACUCCUGCAGGCUCUGGUGACGGCCUUAGGGACCUCCUCCAGUUCUGCAACACUUCCAGUCACCUUCAAAUGUUUGGAGGAGAACAACCGGAUUGAUAAGAGGAUCACACGGUUUGUGCUGCCGGUCGGCGCCACCAUCAACAUGGACGGGACGGCUCUGUACGAGGCGCURGCAGCCAUCUUCAUCGCCCAGGUGAACAAUGUGGAGAUGAACUUUGGUCAGAUCAUCACCAUCAGUAUUACAGCCACUGCAGCCAGCAUCGGAGCUGCAGGGAUCCCUCAGGCUGGUCUGGUUACCAUGGUGAUCGUCCUGACCUCGGUCGGACUUCCUACUGAUGACAUCACUCUCAUCAUUGCAGUUGAUUGGUUCCUGGACCGUCUUCGGACCACCACCAACGUCCUGGGGGACUCCAUCGGGGCCGGCAUCGUGGAGUUCUUGUCCCGACACGAGCUCCGCAGCAAAGACGUGGAGAUGGGAAACUCUGUCCUGGAGGAGAAGGAGCGCAAGAAACCGUACAAGCUCAUCUGUCAGGACAGCGAUGUGGAGAACGACAGGCGUCCUCACAGAGAGUCCAACAUGUAGCCGAACUUCAGCUGUUCUGUAAGGUUUCAGSUGUUUCACAGUGUUGUGUUUGAGUCGUAGCUGCAGAGCUCCAGUUUUUAUUAGUUUUAUUUAUUUACGGUUUUUUAAACUCUGAUGUGUAAAAACUGAAUCUGGUUUUAUUUGAAUGAGUUUGUGAGAAAUGAUUGGAUCCUGACAGCUGGACUUCCUGUUCUCACAGCAGGUUUGAGCCUCAGGAGGGAGGGCAGGGAGUGAUGUGCAUGUGAGUUCUGUUGUUUCUGAAACCUCUCGGAUUCAGACUUUAGUUUUAAACUUUAUGUUUUUGUCCUGUUUUACUAAGUGAAUAUAAAACCUUGUUAAAGUUUGUGUUUGUGGAAUGAAUAAAGCUCUGAAGAUAAA
Austrofundulus limnaeus is the source of this 1820-nucleotide messenger RNA. RefSeq names its product excitatory amino acid transporter 1. Gene Ontology annotation, cellular component: plasma membrane. Gene Ontology annotation, molecular function: L-glutamate transmembrane transporter activity; neutral L-amino acid transmembrane transporter activity; glutamate:sodium symporter activity. NCBI's taxonomy places the organism in Eukaryota, Metazoa, Chordata, Actinopteri, Cyprinodontiformes, Rivulidae. The record is from RefSeq and is a predicted model, not a curated record. Gene Ontology annotation, biological process: L-aspartate import across plasma membrane; L-glutamate import across plasma membrane; D-aspartate import across plasma membrane.